Molecule: messenger RNA, 479 nt
Organism: Staurois parvus
Lineage: Eukaryota; Metazoa; Chordata; Amphibia; Anura; Ranidae
Source: the annotation of a GenBank genome assembly
CAGAUAUAGUGAAUGCAGGGUCCAGAGAGACCAGAUAUAGUGAAUGCAGGGUCCGGGGAGAGCGGAUAUAGUGAAUGCAGGGUCCGGGGAAAGCGGAUUGUGGGGGACCAGAUAUAGUGAAUGCAGGGUCCGGGGAGACCAGAUAUAGUGAACACAGGGUCCGGGGGGACCAGAUAUAGUGAGUUGCAGGGUCCGGGGAGACUGGAUAUAGUGAGUGCAGGGUCCGGGGAUACCAGAUAUAGUGAGUGCAGGGUCCGGGGGGGACCAGAUAUAGUGAGUGCAGGGUCCAGGGAGACCAGAGAGAGUGAAUGCAGGGUCCGGGGAGACCAGAUAUAGUGAAUGCAGGGUCCGGGGAGACCGGAUAUAGUGAAUGCAGGGUCCGGGGAGACUGGAUAUAGUGAAUGCAGGGUCCGGGGAGACUGGAUAUAGUAAAUGCAGGGUCCGGGGAGACCAGAUAUAGUGAGUGCAGGGUCCCGGGA